AGAAUCAAGAAGGCGUGGGUGUACGUUACCAAGAAACAAAGUACACAAACGUUGUAUAAGCGUGAAAAAACGUCUCUAACACGAUUAACCUAAAUCUACACCGUUGGAACCUAGCACGUGAGCCUCACUCGCACAAUCCAACGGUCAUAACAAGUCUUACCAUCUACUCAAAGUAAACAAGCUGUUUGACUCUAAGACAGCAACAGGGGCACUUCCACCGUUACAACCUAUUCACUUAUCACUGACCCUCUUUCUCUCUCUAGCUCCCUCUCUCUAAAACUGAGGUGAAUUGGAAGAAGAGAGAUGAUGGAGGAAGGGAGGUUGUGCCAGUGGAGUGUGUUUAGAUCAAUUUUGGCAAUUGUGCAGUGGUGGGGUUUUAAUGUGACUGUUAUUAUCAUGAACAAGUGGAUCUUUCAGAAACUGGAAUUUCAAUUCCCGUUGUCAGUGUCAUGUAUUCACUUUAUAUGCUCGGCCAUUGGUGCAUUUGUGGUUAUCAAGGUGCUGAAGCUUAAGCCUCUUAUCAUUGUUGAAUCUGAGGAUCGUUGGAAAAGGAUAUUUCCUAUGUCAUUUGUGUUCUGUAUUAACAUAGUGUUGGGGAAUGUGAGCCUACGCUACAUUCCUGUAUCUUUUAUGCAAACCAUAAAGUCGUUUACACCAGCAACCACAGUAUUUUUGCAGUGGUUGGUCUGGAGAAAAUACUUUGAUUGGCGAAUUUGGGCAUCUUUGGUUCCGAUUGUUGGCGGGAUACUUCUCACUUCUAUGACAGAACUUAGCUUUAACAUGCUUGGAUUUUGUGCUGCGUUAUUUGGCUGUCUUGCUACUUCAACUAAAACUAUACUUGCUGAAUCGCUGCUUCAUGGCUUUAAAUUUGACAGCAUAAAUACUGUGUACUACAUGGCACCUUUUGCAACAAUGAUCUUGGCAGUACCGGCCCUGCUACUGGAAGGGGCUGGGGUAUUACACUGGGUCCAAACAUGCCCCACUCUUCUCUCGUCACUUGUUAUUAUUUUUGGCUCAGGAGUGAUGGCUUUCUGCCUUAACUUCUCUAUAUUUUACGUGAUUCACUCCACAACUGCUGUCACGUUUAAUGUUGCCGGAAAUUUGAAGGUUGCUGUUGCUGUUACAUGUUCUUGGCUGAUAUUCAGAAACCCGAUCUCCAUAAUGAAUGCCGUCGGAUGCACAGUGACACUUGUUGGAUGUACAUUCUAUGGGUAUAUAAGACACUUGCUCUCCCAACAGCAACCAGGAACUCCUAGGACACCACGAACUCCACGAAAUCGUAUCGAGCUGGCCCCCCUUAUAAAUGAUAAAUUAGAUGAUAAAGUUUAGUGUAAUUAGUCAAAAUAUUAUAUGCUCCUGACCUGGGAAUAUAGUAAUAGGGCUAUAGCAUAUAUAGGAACAGUCUGAAACACUUGGUUUCUUUGGUGUAUUUUUUAUGUAGAUUAAUCAAAAAAUUAAACUUCAUCCGUUCUA
Daucus carota subsp. sativus is the source of this 1473-nucleotide messenger RNA. Its product is annotated as UDP-galactose transporter 1. The transcript has 6 exons. Gene Ontology annotation, cellular component: Golgi apparatus. Gene Ontology annotation, molecular function: antiporter activity; UDP-galactose transmembrane transporter activity; UDP-glucose transmembrane transporter activity. The record is from RefSeq and is a predicted model, not a curated record. Lineage: Eukaryota; Viridiplantae; Streptophyta; Magnoliopsida; Apiales; Apiaceae. Bases 304 to 1329 code for a protein of 341 amino acids.